Medicago truncatula (barrel medic) is the source of this 2073-nucleotide messenger RNA. RefSeq lists its product as uncharacterized. The record is from RefSeq and is a predicted model, not a curated record. NCBI's taxonomy places the organism in Eukaryota, Viridiplantae, Streptophyta, Magnoliopsida, Fabales, Fabaceae. Bases 222 to 1943 code for a protein of 573 amino acids. The transcript has 11 exons.
UUGGAUAAGUUCUUUUUUGUCCCUACCCUUAUUUUUUAAACAAAAGUUAUAAGCAACACUUUAUAAUUAUUGUAUCCCUUUCAUACGAUCAUAGGUGAAAGUAAAUGAAUCAAUUAUCAACUUGAGUGUAUGAUGACACUUCAUUCCUUGUCAAGUUUGAGUCUCUUCUUGAAUCAUUAUUAUUCACUUGAGGCUUUUAAAAUAAGGUUUAGUAAGCUUCAAUGUCACAUGGAAAAGUAAUUAAACUUUCUAUAAAGUCAGAACUCAUAAAAGGGUCUCAUCACAAUUCACAAGCCAUGACUUCAGUUUCAAUAAACAAAGAUCCCAGAAUUCCUCAAAACUCUCAAAAGAGCAUAAGAAAUGCAGUUAAAGGUGGAAAAACAUCAAGCAAAGACAGAAAAUUGGCUUUGCAACAAGAUGUUGACAGGUUGAAGAAGAAGCUUAGGCAUGAAGAGAACAUUCACAAGGCAUUGGAAAGAGCUUUGAAUAGGCCUUUGGGAGCCUUACCUCGUCUUCCUCCUUAUCUCCCUCCCUAUACACUUGGACUUGUGGCUGAAGUGGCUGUGCUAGAAGAAGAAAUAGUUAGGCUUGAAGAGAAGGUCUUACAUUUCAGGCAGGAUUUGCAUCAAGAAGCAGUUUACAUGUCAUCCUCCAAGAUGAAACUGGAGCAUUUGGAAGCAGCUUCUGUGAAUAAUGCAAAUCCAAAUGAUAGUACAAAAUUGGAUCAUACUGCAACAUUUUCAACUAGGCCUAAAACUACUCUUCCUGAUGAUAAACAAAGAAAAGAGAUUCAAUCACGUGCUCAUUCUUUCAAGAGCAACAAGAAAUCCAUAUGUAAAGACCAAAUGGCAAAAAUUUCAAUUAAGAAAAUUCCAGUUGACAAUAAACCACUACAGAAACAUUGUGAACCUCCUAAAAAACAGCAGAAAGAACUAAGGCUGAACAACAAACCAAUUGCCGAAGUCAGAAAUCAUCGUCUACAAGAAACUCCACAAGGAGAUGAAAGUCCAAAUAUAAUCUCUGAGAAUAUUCUGAAGUGCUUAACUAGCAUUCUCUUGAGAAUGAGUACACCAACUUUAAAGCCUCUAAAAUCUAAAAACUGCAUUGAAGGAACAGAGUUUUUUGAUCCUUAUGGCAUCUUGGAAGUUGGAAAGAAAGAUAUUGGUCCGUACAAGAAAUUAUGUGAAAGUAUUGAAGCUGAAUCUUUCAAUCCAGCACAAACUGCUAAGUCCUUGUUUCUACUACAUCGGUUGAAGAUUCUUUUGAGACAACUAACAUGUGUUAACAUUGACAACCUCAACCGCCAAGAGAAGCUUGCAUUUUGGAUCAACAUAUAUAACUCUUGUAUGAUGAAUGCUUUCGUAGAAAAAGGCAUACCAGAAAGUCCUGAAAUGGUUGUUGCAUUGAUGCAGAAGGCAACAAUAAAUGUAGGUGGAACCUUGUUAAAUGCCACAACCAUAGAACACUGCAUUUUAAGGCUUCCAUAUCACUGGAAAUAUUUCUUACAGCUAAAUUCCAAACAGAUCACAUUAUUAAAGGAAGUGAAAAGUCAUGAAAUGACAAUAAGAAGCACUUAUGGACUGGAAUUGUCAGAACCCCUAGUCACAUUUGCUCUCUCUUGUGGAACUUGGUCAUCUCCUGCUGUUAGAGUUUACACAGCAUCACAUGUUGAGAAGGAACUAGAAAUAGCCAAAAGAGAAUACUUACAGGCUGCAAUUGGAAUUUCAACAUCAAAGUUUGUUAUUCCAAAGAUGUUGGAUUGGUAUUUACUUGACUUUGCAAAAGACUUAGAAUCAUUGCUAGACUGGAUAUGCCUCCAAUUACCAAGUGAACAAGGGAAAGAAGCAAUUAAGUUAUUUGAGAAAAGAAAAACUGAACCUCACUCACAAUUUGUAAAAAUUAUGCCUUAUAAGUUUAGUUUUAGAUACUUGCUGAGCACAUAAUUUUGUUUCAAUUUUCUGUAUAUAAUUUGUAUACAGCGUUACAGCUCUAGAUCAUACAAAUAAUAGAUGUACAUACAUGUCAUCUAUUCUUUAAUCUCACUUUACAGUUAAAAGAAGCUUUAACCUUCAA